AUGUCGGCCCCUCACGAAAAGACAACCGUCGAUGACGGUCACGAGUCGGAGCCCGAGAUGCUCGAGGCCGACGAGGUUGGCGAAGAGGUCAAUGUCGACGACGAGGACAUGCCCAUGGACUCUGACGACGAAAACGAAGAAAUCAACCUCCAAAACGACUCGGUCGCCUACUUUGACGCACACAAGGACUCCGUCUUCGCCAUCGCCCAGCACCCCGUCCACCCGACCCUCAUCGCUACCGGCGGCUCCGAGGGCGACGCCGACGACGCACCCGGCAAGGGCUACCUCAUCUCCACCGCCACCGCCGCCUCCCGCCCCGUCCUCCCGGCCUCCUACUCGGGCGACACCUCCCAGCAACAGUCCACCGAGCUCCAGACCAUCUACGCCAUCGACGGCCACACGGACAGCAUCAACGCCCUGGCCUUCACCCUCCCCAAGGGCGACUUUCUCGUCAGCGGCGGCAUGGACGGCAAGCUCCGCGUCCACGCCCUGCGCGUAAACUCGGCCUCGGCGGAGGCCGCCAGCGUGCAAAUCAAGUUCAUCGCCGAGGCGCAGGAGGUCCCCGAGAUCAACUGGAUCGCGCCCUGCCCGAGCCCCAAAUACCCAAACACCAUUGCCAUUGGCGCCAGCGACAACUCGGUCUGGGUGUACACCAUCGACAUCGCCGCGGGCGGCGGCAACCCGGCCAACGCACUGCAGCUCGUGCAGACGUACUGGCUCCACCAGGCCCCCGUCACCGCGGGCGCCUGGACGCCCGACGGCAACUUGCUCUGCACCGUCUCCGAGGACGCGAGCCUGUACGUGUGGGAUGUCUGGGGCGAGGCGGCCGCCAGUGGCCUGGUGGAGAGCAACGGCCAGACGACGGUGAGCCUGACGGCCGAGGACCAGCGGUUCGCGGUCGAGGGCGGGCUGUACAGCGUCGCGGUGGACCCCAAGGGCGCGCUGGUGGCCGUCGGCGGCGCGGGCGGCGCGAUCCGUAUUGUGAGCUUGCCGAGGCUGGCGAGCAGCGCGCAGGCGGGUAAGGGGGCCAAGGGCAAGAGCAAGAGUGGCGCGGACGUUGCCGCGGGCGGGCAGAUUCUCGCGGCGCUGCAGACGGCGUCGGAUUCGAUCGAGGCGCUUAGCUUCACGACGGCGGCGGGCGGGCCGGGGCAGAUUUCGACGCUGCUGGCUGCGGGGUCCGUUGACGGGAGCGUGACGGUGUUUGAUGCGGGGAGGAGGUUCGCCGUGCGGAGGAGCCUUGUGGGCGCGCACGAGGAGUUUAGUGUUGUCAAGGUGGAGUUUGUGAAGAAUAGCUGGCUGCUGACGACCUGUGGUAUGGACGGGGUGGUGAGAAGGUGGGAUUUGAGGGCGCAGGACGGCGGGCUUGUCAAGGAGUGGAGGGGACAUCGGGGUGAUGGUGAGGGCGGUGGUGUUUUGGGGUUCGUGCAGGGGGAGACUGGGGAGAGGGUUGUUACUGCUGGUGAUGAUGGUGUUGUCUUGGUCUUUGAGGCUUGA
Molecule: messenger RNA, 1494 nt
Organism: Colletotrichum orchidophilum
Lineage: Eukaryota; Fungi; Ascomycota; Sordariomycetes; Glomerellales; Glomerellaceae
Product: ribosome biogenesis protein Sqt1
Exons: 1
Coding region: 1-1494 (497 amino acids)
Molecular function (GO): protein binding
Source: RefSeq, a predicted model, not a curated record